This is a messenger RNA of Zasmidium cellare ATCC 36951, 3084 nucleotides long. RefSeq lists its product as uncharacterized. Gene Ontology annotation, cellular component: nuclear envelope; cytosol. Gene Ontology annotation, molecular function: small GTPase binding. Gene Ontology annotation, biological process: protein import into nucleus. Bases 1 to 3084 code for a protein of 1027 amino acids. NCBI's taxonomy places the organism in Eukaryota, Fungi, Ascomycota, Dothideomycetes, Mycosphaerellales, Mycosphaerellaceae. The transcript is spliced from 2 exons. The record is from RefSeq and is a predicted model, not a curated record.
AUGGAAGAGCAACUAGUGACACUGCUAGCCGAGACGCAGUCUUCGCAGGAAGGCCCUCGAAAGAACGCAGAGUGGCAGCUCAAGCAGCAGUACUCCAACCCGGACUUUCCAGUCGCUCUGCUUUCUGUUGGAGCUCACAACGACGUGCCGGUAGAAGUCCGCCAAGCCGCAUUAUUGUACCUGAAGACCUUUGUCCUGGCCUGCUGGUCUCCUCAGUUCGACGAGUUCACUGGAACGCUGUUCGCCGAUGAUGGCAAGAAAGCACAAAUUCGUCAGCAACUCCUAGAACUGGCCUUGAGUGGACGCGAUGAGCGAAAGAUCAAGAGUGCAGCGAGCCUUGUCGUGAGCAAGAUUGCCACUGCCGACUUUCCCGAUGAAUGGAACGAUCUGCUACCUUCGGUGUUGAACGUGAUUGCAAGUGGAGAGGAUGCCCGUCUGCAUGGAGCGCUCAAGGUCCUCAAUGAGUUGGUGGACGAUUGUUUCAACGAGGAGCAGUUCUUCAGCGUGGCCCGAGAUCUCGUCAAAGUCAUUUACGACGUCGCAGUCAACGACAAUCGCAAACCCACCCUCAGAGCUCUAGCUGUGUCGGUGUUCAGAUCAUGCUUCGACACCCUUGAGAUGGUAAUGGGAGACCACAAGACCGAAGUCAAGGCGUUUGCAGACGAUGCCCUGACCGGCUGGAUACCGUUCUUUAUCAACGCCCUCAAGUCACCCCUUCCAGCAGCUCCAGUCGAAGGACAAGAGAACAAUGAAGCCUCAGAGCUCUACCGAGGAUUCGUGGCCUUGAAGCUGCAGGUCGUCAAGGUGCUCAUGCGCAUUCGCUCCGUACUUCCACAAACGCUUUCGCCGCACAGCCCUGCCCUCUUUUCCGCCACCUGGCAGGAGCUUUCCACACUGCAACCACAGUACCACUACAUGUACAUCGAGCAAGACAUUCAGGGUCGACUGGAGGAUGCCGACGGCUUGCCAUAUACCCUCGACUUUCUCGUUCUUGAGGAGCUCGACUUCUUACAGGCUUGCUUGCGCGCACCGCCUGUCCGGAAAGAACUCGAACAGCAGCUUCAAACGCAAAGUCUGGGCUCUUCUUGGGUGACAGAGGUUAUGAAGACCGCAGUCUCAUACGCACAGAUCACGAACGAAGAAGAAGGAUUCUGGGACAUCGACGUCAAUGUGUUCUUGUCCGAGGAAGUUAAUGUCACGGCAAAUUACACACCACGAUCAGCUUGCGGUGAUCUCGUCAUCAAGCUUGGCGAGUGGCUGAACAAUACCACUGUGGAAGGUCUUCUGUCAUACACGCGGUCGUUGUAUGCCGAGAAUGCAGGAUGGAAGGCUAAAGAGGCCGCUCUGUACCUGCUCAACCAACUGCUUGGGGACUUCCAAGACGUGGAGAAGCAGAUAGGAUCCGAAUCAGCAAACGGCUAUGUGGACUUCAUCAAGCACGCCAUUCAAGAGGAGCCGGUGUUCCUUCGGGCCAGAGGCUAUCUGGUUGCUGGUAGUCUUACUAGGACUUCUGGCGAUGCACUCCAGACCGUGGCCACGUCGUUCAUGGAAGCGUCGUUGCAGGCCAUCACGAAUGAUGAGUCAGAGAUCGUCAAGGUCUCCUGCAUUCGAGCCAUUCAGUACUACUUCGCAGCACUUCCAUCUGCCAUCACAGUACCGCGACAGCCUGCAGUCAUAUCCGCACUUCACAACUUUCUCAACACCCAGGACCUUAGCGACUUGACCGAUAGCGAUGACUUGCUGAUCACCAUCAUCGAGACUCUGCGCGAUGCUAUCCUCCUGGACACGGGAAGCAGUCUGAAUGGAGGUGGCUUGGACCUGCUCUUCACGGUCGCUAGUCAAGGUGCCUCAAACUUUCAGAUCGCCCUCCUCGUCACCGAGACGUUUGAGGAAAUCGCAAGCACCAUUUCUGAGGCCGGCCCAGAAGCGUUUGCACAACUUGCAACCAAAGUUCUGCCAUCCCUUAUGGGCGCAUUCGACGUUGCAACACUUACUGAGGAGAACGCGCUCGCGAAUCUUGCAGCCGAGUUACUGGCUGUGCUAUCUGAGCAUGGCUCCAACCCACUUCCGCAAGGCUUCGUCACUACAGCCAUGCCACGAUUGACUCGACUUUUGCUCGAAUCUGAGGACGAUGAGCUGCUCAAGUCCGCCACUGCUGCAGUCAAACACAUGGUGCACAAUGAUGCAGAUCAGGUCUUUGCGUUCCAAGAGCAGAGUGGCAAGAGCGGACUGGAGGUCCUUCUCGUCAUUAUCGACCGUCUGCUGAAUCCCGCCGUCGAUGACAACGGCGCAGCUGAGGUUGGUGGACUUGCAGCUGAGCUGGUUGAGAAGGCUGGGUCCGAGAAGCUUGGUCCCUACCUUAUGCAACUCCUGCAAGCUGUUGCUCAGCGUCUAGCUACUGCACAGCAAGCCCAGUUCAUUCAAAGCUUGAUUCUGGUGUUCGCUCGACUGUCCCUCAUCUCGGCUGCAGAAGUGGUGAACUUCUUGGCCGAUGUUCAAGUGGGAGGCGAGUCUGGUCUGGAGGUUGUCGUUCGCAAGUGGCUCGAGAACUCGAUCAACUUUGCAGGUUACGAUGACAUCAGACAAAACGUCGCCGCCCUGUCGAAACUGUACGAGCUCAACGACUCCAGAAUCGCCGCCAUUCAGGUCAAAGGCGACAUGAUUGUGCCCAAGUCGGAUCGCAUCAUGACCCGUUCUCGCGCCAAGCAACAACCUGACCAGUACACGAUCGUCUCCGCCCAGCUCAAGAUCAUCAAAGUCCUGAUCGAGGAGUUGCUAUCUGCGUCUGGCACCAACCGAGGCCUCGAAGCUGCAGCCGCCGCAGGGGACGAUGAUGGCGAAGAGGACGGCGACUGGGAGGACGAUCCGAACGACUUCCUGGACUUAGGGACUGGCAUGAGCAAAUCUCAACUGAUGGCACUUGGCGAAGAUGGCGGAAGCUUCUCUCGCGGUCGUGACGACGAGACGCAGUCCUUCCUGGUCAACUUCUUUCAACAGCAAGGCCAGAAGCCGGAGUUUGCGGAGGUCUUCAACGCUCUGUCGCAGGAGGAGCAAGAGAAGCUGCGUGAGAUGAGCCAGUCUUGA